UCCCUUGUUAAUUUUUCCCCUCUGUUUAUGUUUUUGUUAUUUAUAACUGAAGAAAUUUACCCAGGAUGGCUACAGAAGAAAAAGUCGUUUCGAAAAAGAAGCAGUCCAGGAUGAUUCGAAACGUACUUUGCCAACCGUUUAGUACACCUUGGCCUAGGAUUAACGAAGAAGAAGCACAACUGUUGGUUCCAACACUUAAAAGUGCUUUGAUUCCUAUGAAAAUUGAAAAGUUGAAAGCACCGUGGAAAGAUCUACGUAAGCUAAAGAAAGAAGAAAGAAAGGAAAAGACAAUUGCAUUUUUAAAUUCUCUUCCCAAAGAACAAAAGGAAAUACGCAAUGAAGCGCUCAAGUUGAGAGAUCUUCUAUUCUUUGGAAUCAAUUCUGUUUCAAGAGGUGUUGAGAAUAAAUUAGUCCAAUUUUCUGUAGUCGCCGAUGAAGUCAACCCAAAAGUUCUGAUUAAGCAUUUAGUACAGCUUUUAUACAAUGCAGGAAUACCAGUUUUGCUCGUUCCAAACCUGAAGACUGUAACAAAUGAUUCCAUAGGAUUUCCUUGUGCUGCAAUCGGUUUCAAGAAAAUGGAGGAUAGCAACAAAAAUAGGUUUUCAGAGUUGGAAAGUGAAUUUAUGAAAUUAUUUAAUUCAAGAAGUUGUACAAAUGUAUUGAAUGAAAAUGCUAAGCUGGAGAGUAGCGAUGAUGAAGAUGAUAUGCCCCAAGCAAAAAUUAAUAAAUUUGAUAGUGGAACAGAAAACGGCAGUCCUCAUAUCGAAUCAAUAAUUAACAAAAACUGUGAUGACCAUAAACGAAAGAGUAGUACAAACCCUUCAAAUUUAGAAGCAACAAAAAAUAUAAAAAGUGAUAUACCUACUGAAAGUACACCUGUCAAUUAUUCAACAAACAACACACAUUAUCUUCCUCCUGUGAUAAAGAAGACACAGAGUAAUCCAUUUAAAAGGAGAAAAACAAGAAAAUAAAUUGAUGGAUUAGUAUUUUAAAAAUAUUUAAAAAUUUUUAUAAUCUGUUAUAUUUAAUUAAAAUAAAUAACUUUUCUAACCAGAGGAAUUA
Molecule: messenger RNA, 1062 nt
Organism: Cimex lectularius (bed bug)
Lineage: Eukaryota; Metazoa; Arthropoda; Insecta; Hemiptera; Cimicidae
Product: ribonuclease P protein subunit p38-like
Exons: 5
Coding region: 66-971 (301 amino acids)
Biological process (GO): tRNA 5'-leader removal
Cellular component (GO): ribonuclease MRP complex; nucleolar ribonuclease P complex; fibrillar center
Molecular function (GO): ribonuclease P activity; ribonuclease P RNA binding
Source: RefSeq, a predicted model, not a curated record